CAAAAAUAUAAAGUUAAUUACGAUUCUGCCAUCUCUUUGAAUAAGGAAGAGAGAGCCUGAGGAAAGAGAGUAAAAGAGAGAGAGAAUACGAUGAAGAUAGAGAGAGCUAGGGGCCGGCCACCGAUCCUUACUGCGGAUUCACGGUGACGCACAGGCAGUCACAUCACAACCUAGCUUGUAUACUACAUCAACUCGCUAACCAGAGUCGAGGGUUCCAUCAGUGAUGUCAGUUUGGUGGUAACGGUGGUUCUAUUCCCAUGGUCCAGGUGGUGUACGAGGUCGACGGGAGGCGGCGACAGAAACUGGAACUAGAUCUUCCGCCUAAUUAUAACCCUAAUUCGACCACAGUAUGCAAAACCUGUAAAUCAAUCUCCCUAACCAGACCCCAACUUCCGGUGUCGGAUACUUCUUCAGUUCUGCCACCGAUUGAUGAAAAUCAAAAUCAUCCUCGCGUUUGAUGAAUAGAGGCGAUGGCGGAGUACGCCGGGCUUAAAGAAAGUCUGCCUGUCAACUUCCGACCGCCACCGCAAAUGUCACGGCCACCGUCACCGAUGCCAUACCUUUCUCAACUUUAGUUGCUAUUCAGUUUUAUACCUAACGCGGUGGUAGGAGGACUUGGGGUUGAUCUUCUACGAAGACUCAAGUUCGAUCCCCAUUUGAUGCAAAAAUGGAGUGAGGUGAGGGGGUUUUACACAAGCCACUAGUUGUGUGGUUUCCUCCUAGGACGGGUCGUGCGUUUAACUUUCGAUCCUAAUUAUAUUCACUACAGUAUGCGUUUAACAUCGGGUGGAUUUUUUUUACGACUGGCUUGACAUCGGGUGGAUUGAAGGGCCGGAUAAUACCGUCCUAAAUGGAUGUACUAUGGUUUUGAACCCAGGUCUCCUUUUAAUAAUUGAAGUUUGGUGUGAAAUGCCAACCAGUUGCUAUACUUCUUAAAAAACAUAUCUUAUAUAAAACAUGGGUUAAGUUCACGUACAAAGUGUCUUAUCGUACAAAGCGUACAAAAGACAUGAAAAAACCAAAAAAUCGCGGUAGCAUUUUCGUAAUUAUUUGCUCGUAGGGUAAUCAUCAAAAUUACUCUAAAAAUGAUCUUAUAGAGUAAUUUUGAUCUUAUAGGUAAUUAUCAAAAUUACUCUACAAGUGUAUCAAAAUUACUCUGCAUCAAAAUUACUCUACAAGUGUAUCAAAAUUAAUCUGCAAGUUUACCAAACAACAUACAAUUCAAAAUUACUCUACAAAAUUAUUUGUAGAGUUAUUAUGAUACUCUACAAAAUUACCUUACAAAAUCAAAAUUAACGUACAGGAUCAUUUUUAGAGUAAUUAUGAUACUCUACAAAAUUACUCUACAAGAUCAAAAUUACCCUACGAGAUCAUUUGUAGAGUAAUUUUGAUAAUUACUGUACGUGUAAAUAAUUAUAAAAAUAUCACCGCGUUCUUUUUUACAUUUUCACCUUAUUCGUAUGUUUUGUAUAAUAAAGGUAUUUGUAUUUGAUAUUUUGUUAAUAAAAUAUUACCGAAGUUAUUACUCAAUAAAUUAAUAUAGCAUUUUGCAUGACAGAGAGGUCAUUAAAUAAUCGUAAGACCAUUGGGUGUGGGGAUCGGCAGAGGGCCGUCCCACCCCUUUAGCCUCGUCAAACACCGCCCUCUUGGGGCCCGGUACGGUUUAUCCGUCUGAAUUUGGACGUUGGAGACGGGCCAGCUUUUUGAAUGGGGUGGGCCCUGAAACGGUAACUUGCAACAUUUAAAAAAAAAAUUACCCCACCACUAUAAAUUCAACCCCUUUUCACCCCACUUUUUUACCAAACUACUCCCACUUUUCUCCCAUUUUUAUAAAAAAAAACCUCUCCCAACCUUUAAAAAAAUUAUGGAUCCCUACAACCCAAAUAAUCCCAACUCAAGUUCACACCCGUUUUCGUCAUCCGGCUACACACCCGUAAUGGACAACGCUUUUGCGGGUUACCAACAAAUGCCAAACGCUUUCAACCAAUACCUGUUCAACCCAAUGCAAAUGCAACAACCCAACAUGCCGUUCAACCCAUAUCAAAUGCAACAACCCAACAUGCCGUUCAACCCAUAUCAAAUGCAACAACCCAACAUGCCACAAGCACCUCAAACACAAAUCGAGGAACAAGAUGAUGAGAUACAGGUUGUGCCAGAAACACAACCUGAACCUUCAAAAAAGAAAAAUAAAAAGGGAAAGGGUAAAAAGGAAGACGCACCGGGCAAACAAAUGCAACAAUGGACAAAAAUUGAGGAAGAGGCGUUGGCGAAAGCAUAUAUUAACUCUUCAACGUCUCCUAUAGUCGGUAACAAUCAACUAAGUGAUUCGUUUUGGCAAGAAGCCCUUGAUAUAUUCCACGGGCUUAUGGAACAAGGCGAGUACAGAACCAUUGAUUCUAUCAGCUCGAAGAAUACGUUGAUCAACCGCUUCUGUGGGUUUUAUAACACAACGCGCGCCAACAAACCGAGUGGGUGGAACCACGAAAAUGUUUUCAAUGAAGCGGUGCGUUUAUACGAAAAUGAGAGCAAAGCUCCUUUCCCACAUGUCCGUGCUUGGCUAGUUGUAAAGGAUCACCCAAAAUGGAAGGGAUGUCAAAAUGAGGUUGCACAAGCAAAACGAGCAACGAAACGGUCUAAAACUUCCGAGUCAGGAAGUUAUAGCGUUGGAGGCUCAACCGGUCGUUGCCAAAUAAAUAUCAACGACGAGCCCGACUAUGAGGAGGAGCCGAUUGAAGAUGGAGAACGUCCCCGAGGAAGGGACAAAAGUAAAAAAAUAGCGGUUGAAAAAAGGAAACAAGCCGCAUCAGGAAGUGGUGGUGGUUCGAGGUUGGAAGGUGUUAUGGCGGAGUUAAAAUCAUUCAAGGAAAUCUUGAACGACAGGCAAACCGAGAAGGUAAAUAUUAAAGAAAAACUAGCCGAGGAGAAGCUAAAAAAGCAACAAGAAGCGCAGGAGUUGGAGGAAUGGAAAAUAAUGACCAUCGACCUUAGCUCCUAUCCACCGGAAGACCGUCCCAUUUUACAAAUGAUGAAGGACAAAAUUAGGAAAAAAUGGAGUGGGGGGGGGUGUAGUUUUUUUUUUUAAAUGUAACU
Messenger RNA from Helianthus annuus (common sunflower), 3090 nucleotides. RefSeq lists its product as uncharacterized. The transcript is spliced from 3 exons. Bases 1865 to 3082 code for a protein of 405 amino acids. Lineage: Eukaryota; Viridiplantae; Streptophyta; Magnoliopsida; Asterales; Asteraceae. The record is from RefSeq and is a predicted model, not a curated record.